This is a messenger RNA of Oldenlandia corymbosa var. corymbosa, 974 nucleotides long. NCBI's taxonomy places the organism in Eukaryota, Viridiplantae, Streptophyta, Magnoliopsida, Gentianales, Rubiaceae. The record is from the annotation of a GenBank genome assembly.
AUGUCUCCAUCAAAUUCAACCAGAUGGUGUCCAACCCCUGAGCAGCUCAUGAUUUUGGAAGAAAUGUAUAAAGGAGGUGUGAGAACUCCAAAUUCUUCUCAAAUACAAAAGAUCACAGCCCAUUUGUCUUUGUAUGGCAGAAUUGAAGGCAAGAAUGUGUUUUACUGGUUUCAGAAUCACAAAGCUAGGGAGAGACAAAAGCUUAGAAGAAAGUUAUUGAUGACCAAACAACAACAACAACAACAGCUUCACCACCACCUUCAUCAGAAUCAUCAUCAUCAUCAUCUUCCAACAACAAGCUUCCUUGGCUGCUGCUUCUCCAAUCAUAAUUCAUCUCCCCCUCCUCCCAUGCAUCACCAAUCCAUCCUCAACUCAGCUGAUUAUCUUCACCAGGGUGGAGCUGAGGUUGGAGCAACACGAAUCAAGAACUACACAACAUGGAAGGUAGAUCCAACGGUGGAGAAUUGGAUGCUGAGAACUUGUUCAUGUGAUGAUUGGAUGGUGAUGAUGAAGAUGAGGGAAGCAGCAUCUCAUUAUCAUCAUGAUCAUUCUUUUCCUUGUUGCAGCAACAACAACAACAAUAAACCCUUGCAAACCCUUCAACUCUUCCCAAUCACAACUUCCACCGCCGUGAAAGAUCAGAGCACCGCCACUUCCAAGCCUACCGGCCACCAUUAUUAACUCUCCAUCUUUCAAGGAAAGAAAAGAAGCCAACCCUUUAUCCAAACACAGAGGAAGAUUAAACUUAGAUACUUGUAAUGUAUGAUAAAUAAAUAUUCUUGUUUCCCAUGUAGUAAUUAUCAUACAUGAAAAGUAUCGGAAUGAAUGAAUCUUCCCAAGUUUAGUUUAAGUGUAAUCAUCAUGUUGUUAGGUAGAGAUGGAUGAAAAAAAUUGUAGCCCUAUAAUUGCCCUAAUAAUUGCUACCAAGUAAUUUAGAAGUACUUUUUGUUGUUGUUGUUUUUUUUUGUUUUUGG